CGCUGUGAAUACUUUCCAGAUGCACUGUAACAGACCUGAUCGUAAGACCAGUUGAAAAAUAGCUAGAAUUUACCUUUCGCAUAUUUGGACCUUAAUGGGGUAUUAAGUAGCGAUACAAAAUGAAAUACAAGAUACAAUAGGCUGUGUAUCAGCUGAUCAAAGUUUAAGACCAUCGCUUUAAAAAAUGACAAAAAACUCUUCAAACCAAAACAAAGUAAUGAGUAGCUCCACCAUUCUUGUUGAUCGCCUCAAACGUUUGUUUGGGCAUGUUGGUGGAGUGUUUCCAGGAGCCUGGUGGGAACAUUGCUCCAAGUGUGAGGAUGGCGUCACUAUCUGGAACUGAUGCCAACCAUCCCCAAAUGUUCUCUAUGGGAUGUCAAUCAGGAGAACAUGGUCCAAAAGAGUGAUGUUAUUCUCCCUGAAAAAGACCUUGGUCAAGCCGGCAUUGGGAACUGCAGCGUUGUCCUGGUGAAGAACCCAGCUGUUACCACACAGACCAGGACCUUCGGUCAUGGGGGAUACCCGCUGCAACAUCUGCAUGUAAUUGGUUGCCAUCUGACAACCCCGCACCACCCGAAGCUCCAAUGUUCCACUGAAUGAAAAAGCACCCCGGGUCAUGAUCCGCUAUGCCGGGUAGAAAACAUCUCAGGUGGGAUCUAAACUGGCAGUUUUGUGGCGUUGAAGGAGAGAAAAGGAGGUCUUUGGAUUUGUUAUUUGUUUUUUUGAAAGCCUUUUCCCACAGACGGUUAUUGUACUGCAGGACCGCCGUGUGUAUUGACUGACAGCCAAUUGGAUGCUCUGCCUCAGUGCAGGUGGCAUUUUUUGGGGUCUACCACUUGACCUUUUUGUUCCGUAAUGCUCAGGAUCUUUCCUGUCGUUUCCUGUAGAAUGAAUGUAUUACUGCUGUCUUACUGCUGCCAGAGGCCUUGCAGAGAAACUCUUACCACCAGGAGGGCAUGGGCAUGACCAUGUCAAUGCCUGACAGAAAAUUUGAAUUUUGAGCAGAUUUUGCCUUUUUUCGCCUGUGGGCUUAAACUUUUGAUCAAUCGUAAUACGAACUAUUCCAGUUUUUUUAAUUACAAUUUCUAAAUGUUUUUGUCUCUCUCCCCCUUCUUGCUUUUGCAUAUUGUAGCUCCCCUUAGAAACUCAUUCACGUCGUAAUGUGCAAAGUGCAUAUUUUAGCCAUUUUUCCAACUGAUUUUAAGAUUUUGAUUAGGUCUGUUUAUGUAGAUAAGUAAUGAUGAUUGGCUAAAGGUAGAUUUCAAAGGUAGAGCACCCCCCGUCUGCCUCAACUCGGGGAAUGGGGGGGGCGACAAACCUCACAUGCUGCAAACCGCUACACACGAGAACUCCAUGCAACAAUGAGUGGAACAAUGGCACUGAACGUGCCAGGGCUGCUGGCGAUGGUGGGAUUCUACAUGCUAAUCCUGGGAACGGGCAUCUAUGCAUCCUUGCGCUCCAGACGGGAGGAGAAAAAGUGGACAGGACAUGGAUUGGAGAUCACAUUACUAGCUGGACGCAAGAUCAACUUGAUCGUGGGCAUCUUCACUCUUACAGCCACGUGGGUAGGAGGAGGCUUUAUCCUUGGGAUCGCUGAAGCAACGUACAACCCCACAUUGGGAGCAGUGUGGGCACUCAUGCCUGUGCCGUAUGUCCUUACAUUUUUCCUAGGUGGCUUUUUCUUUGCAAAGCCCAUGAGAGAGAAAAAGUAUUUGACAAUGAUGGACCCUUUCCAAAAGAAGUAUGGCAACGGAGUGGCAACUGCUCUGAUCUUUCCAGCACUGAUUGCUGAUGUGCUGUGGGUGGCACGCACACUCGUCAGCCUGGGUGGAACUAUGAGGGUGAUUCUGGACCUUCCUUACGUCUACUCCAUCCUCAUCUCCUCUGUGGUGGCCAUUGUCUACACGCUCCUGGGGGGGCUGUACUCUGUGGCUUACACAGAUGUCAUUCAGCUCAGCCUCAUCCUUGUCAGUCUGUGGGUGUGUGUCCCUUUCAUGGUGACCAACCCCCAUUCUGUCGACAUCUCACUGACGGCCUACGCCCAAAAAUACCAGGCCCCUUGGAUUGGCAAUGUGGAGCUUAAUGAAGCAGGAAAGUGGUUUGAUGACUUCAUGUUGUUGGCUCUGGGUGGUUUGGCCUACCAAGCGUUCUACCAAAGGAUCCUGGCCUCCUCUUCUUACACCCAGGCUCAACUGACCUGCUUUGUCUCCUCUUCCUUUUGCCUGGUGCUGGGUAUCCCGUCUAUACUGAUCGGAGCCGUUGCUGCGUCUACAAACUGGAACUCAACAGCCUAUGGACUGCCAACACCAUAUGAGCGUGGCGAGGCAGGCUCCGUCCUCCCCAUUGCCCUGCAGUACCUCACACCCACCUAUGUGUCCAUCAUUGGCAUUGGAGCUGUCGCUGCUGCUGUCAUGUCCUCCAUGGACUCGGCCCUGCUGUCCUCUGCCUCACUGUUCUCCUCCAACAUCUACAAGAACAUGAUCAGAAAGCAGGCAUCAGACUAUGAGAUGCGCUUGGUGAUUCGCAUCUCAGUGGUAGUUGUGGGUCUGGUCGGUACUGGCCUCUGUUUCCUGGACAGCAGUGUCCUGGUCUUCUGGCUUGUGGGUGUGGACAUGUCCUUCACCAUCAUGUUCCCUCAGCUAGUUUGCGUCCUCUUCUUCGAGGUGUCCAAUAGCUACGGGGCCACUAUGGGCUUAAUAGUGGGAGUCCUCAUGAGGGCCCUGAGCGGAGAGCCCCUCAUUGGCCUGAAACCUGUCAUCCCCUAUCCCGGCCUCCGCUUGAACCGUGAGAACACGCUCACUCAGUACUUCCCCUUCCGCACUACCAUCAUGCUCAUGUCGCUGCUGUCCAUCCUGCUAUUCUCCUGGUUGGCGGUGAUGAUUUUCGACAAAAAGCUGUUGUCUAAGAAGUGGGAUGUGUAUCACAUCAACUCCGGGCGGGAAAGCCCUGAAGACAACAGGGCAAGAGAAAAUGCCGUCGUCUCCAAGCGGCUAAUGGAAACCAGUUGCUGAGGGGCCUCGCAUGGAGGCCCAUGAAAGAUGGCUCAUGAAAAGAGGCAGACACGAUAGAACCAUCGUCAGACAUGAGACAUGAGACUAGAAUCUGUAUAGAAUCAGUGAAUGUGUGUCGCAUACCGUACAGAUCAACAUGUCCUCUGAACACCUUAGUUGACUUCCAUAAAGAAAUCGGUAAAAAUCAUUAACUCCGUUUGUGAUCAUGGAGACGCGUUGCGUAUUAAUACCAAUGCUUAGUUAUUUUCUUUUGAACUGUUUUCUCUAUUUGUCUUAUUGGAAAUUGUAUUGAUUGAGUCAUUAAGUUGUCAGUAAAGUGUGUCUAAAUAAAAUGUAUUAUGUGACUGAAUAAAAACAUUCAGUAAUUAUGAUGAGCCUUAACAUAAUUGAUAUCACACAUCUCUCAAGUGGAUGGACGGAGCCACCAUUGAAAUUGCUUUCUAUUUGGACAUUGCAUGAGAUAAGUUGAUUUAAUGAAUAGUAUGGGUGUCAUGCUGUUUUUGCUGUAUGUUUUCAAUGAGUUCAUUACUGUGUUCUACGUGUACUCGUGGAUACUUGUGGAACAUGUACUGUAUGGUGGAAUGUUUUGCAAAGUACAACACUGAUAGUUGCAUUUAAUGUAUAUUUUCGUCUUUUCUUGAAAUAAAUGUACAGCAACUGGAACUGGCUUCAUUGGACAACACGCGUCAGCGUCAGACUCCAAAUUAGAAAGAUUACUACUCCACUCCAAGAUUGAAAAGAAUCGAGAGGCGAGAUGUUAACGGUAAACCGUGCCUUUGGGACGACACAGACCAACGUUUACUAGUGGAAGAGUAUGAUGAGCUAAGAGCUAAGAGAACCUAAAAUGGAAGGAAGUGAACAACUAACAGUUACUGAUUGUAAAAGUACCAGAUGGAGGGGUAGGAUUUAAUAAGCUUUGCUUCUUCCUACUCCUUUUGGACAUGUGGAACAGUGAACUGAUUAUGUGAUGCACUCAAUUGUAAUCUGAUGCAUGUUCAAAUGAAAUAAAACCAUUACCAUUACCAAAAUGACUGAAAGGGCUGUUGAUAGGGGUCAUGAGACAUCCA
Molecule: messenger RNA, 4078 nt
Organism: Doryrhamphus excisus (bluestripe pipefish)
Lineage: Eukaryota; Metazoa; Chordata; Actinopteri; Syngnathiformes; Syngnathidae
Source: RefSeq, a predicted model, not a curated record